Molecule: messenger RNA, 1362 nt
Organism: Cladophialophora psammophila CBS 110553
Lineage: Eukaryota; Fungi; Ascomycota; Eurotiomycetes; Chaetothyriales; Herpotrichiellaceae
Exons: 3
Coding region: 1-1362 (453 amino acids)
Biological process (GO): ammonium transmembrane transport
Cellular component (GO): plasma membrane
Molecular function (GO): ammonium channel activity
Source: RefSeq, a predicted model, not a curated record
AUGGUCUCGGACGUGCAGAAGGCCUGGGAGGCCUGUGACAGAACAGACACGGUCUUUAUUCUGGUUUGUACCGUCUUCUGCUGGCCCAUCAUUCCUGCCGUCGGACUCGGCUACAGCGGAUAUUCCACACGGCGAAGCGGGCUUGCUUCAUUCAUCCCGGCUGUGUUGACGGUCUGCGUCUGCUCAAUCCAGUGGUUUAUCGUUGGUUAUGCUCUGGCUUAUGGAGACGGCCCUGGAGGGGUCAUUGGCAACCUCAAGUUUGCCUUUCAUCGAGGUGUGCUUGCUGAACCGGUCGGGGGUAUCCCGGCCGUACUGUUCAGUGAGUUUCAGCUCGUCUUUCUGGCCACUGUUUGUGCCAUAGCGGUGGGAGGGGCUUGUGAACGUGGCCGCAUUCUUCCAUUAAUUCCCUUCAUCUUCCUUUGGUCAACCUUCAUUUACUGUCCUCUCGCUCACAUGGUCUGGGGCGGAGGUUUUCUCGGUGAGCUUGGUGUGCUCGACUUUGCUGGCGGAACUCCGGUGCAUAUCUGCAGUGGUGCAACGGCCAGUGCUCUCAGUCUCUACCUCUCCUACCCGAUAUUCCGGUCCCGAAAAUCGGAUGUCAGAACGCCUUCUCAUCUCAAAUUGCACCGACCGCACAACUCGAUGUGCCAGUUACUGGCAAUGAUCAUCAUCUGGGGUUCCUGGUUGGCUUUCGAUGCUGGGACUACUCUCACCCUCAGCUUUCAAUCGGUCAUGGCGCUCUGCGUGACAAAUCUGUGUGCUUCGGCAGGUUCGUUGACUUGGGCAUCAAUCACCUAUUUCGAGACCGGUCGCUGGUCGUUGGACUCGAUCUUCAUGGGCGCGAUAGCCGGUCUGGUCAUGAUUACUCCCGCAGCGGGCUUCAUAGACCUUCCAACUUCGCUCUUCUUCGGGAUCUUUGGAGCCGCUGUUUGCCGUCAAGCUUUGCGAAUCAAGUUCACAGAUCUUGCGCGAAGGGUGCGAUGGGUCGACAACGGGGACACGUUUGCGACUCACUGUGUCGGCGGCUUUCUUGGUACUAUCGCUACCGGACUCUUUGCUCAGAAGACAGUGGCGGCCUAUGGAGGGGUCGAGGUGGAUGGUGGAGUAUUUUUUGACGGCAACACUCGUCAACUAGGUGUCCAGAUCGUCGAAGCGUUAAUUGGCUUCAUCUGGUCGUUUGUUGGAUCAUUCGUGAUCAUUGCUUUGAUUGACUGCGUUCCAGGCCUCGAGGUCCUCGCAGAAGACAAAGAAGUGAAUGUUGGAAUGGAUGCUUCUCAAAUGGAUGAGAGCUUGUAUGAGGCACAGUGGGCUGGAGAGGAGGACUAUAAGCCGCUGGCUAACGGUAGUAUCACCCUGGACUAG